ACCUCAACAAUCGAGGCUUGGCAGGGGACGCCAACUCAACAGGCAUCGAAUACAAUACAAUACAAUACAACACAACACAAUAAAUAAAAUACAAUACACAACAAAACAUCGUCGCAACAAUGGGCAAGGAUCGUGUUUCUUACUUCUAUCACCCCGAAACGGUAAGUACCCGCUUUUGCGGGAUGGUUCCUCUUGGCGUCGGCUCGGGCUUUUCCUCUGGAUCUCGAGAACGGACCGCACGCAACACGAACACUCGUUCACCCACUCRUUCACMCACUCACACAUCCACACACUCAUUCUGGUACGGCACGCACCCGUCCUUGCCCGAACGAUAAUCAUCGCAUCGCAAAAACCACAGCCUCUUCAUUACUAUGGGCCGUCGCAUCCGAUGAAACCCCACCGUUUGAAACUGGCCCACCAUCUCAUCCUCGCCUACAAACUAUAUACGAAAAUGGAAUGCUAUCGGUGCCAUCCGGCAACGCCGGGUGAAAUGGCGCAGUUCCAUUCCGACGAAUACGUUCAGUUCCUUUCCAAGAUCACCCCCGACAACCUGAGGACGUACGCGAGUGUCUUGCAGAAGUUCAACGCGGGGGACACGACCGAUUGCCCCGUCUUCGACGGCCUGUACGACUUUGUCCAGCUGUACACGGGCGCCAGCUUGGACGGKGCCGUUCAACUGAAUCAGCAACAGGCCGACAUAUGCAUCAACUGGAGCGGGGGGCUGCACCACGCCAAAAAAUCGGAAUCCUCMGGGUUUUGUUACAUCAACGACAUCGUCCUUGCCAUCCUGGAGCUGCUGAAGGUCCACGCCAGGGUCCUGUACGUGGACAUCGACGUCCACCACGGGGACGGGGUGGAGGAAGCCUUCUACACAACGGAUCGCGUCAUGACACUGAGCCUCCACAAGUACGGGGAYUUUUUCCCCGGAACGGGSCACAUCCAGGACGUUGGCGCGAAGGAAGGCGUGGGCUACUCGGUGAACGCGCCCCUGCAGGCGGGAAUCACGGAYGAGACCUAUCUGAACGACCUGUUCAUCCCCGUCUUUGACAAAAUCAUGGAGGUCUUCCAGCCGGGUGCGGUGGUCCUGCAGUGCGGGGCGGAUUCCCUGACGGGCGAUCGGCUGGGGUGUUUCAACCUGACCACCCACGGGCACGCCGACGCCGUCAAGCACGUCAAAUCGUACGGGGUUCCGACCCUGGUCCUGGGAGGCGGGGGGUACACCAUCCGAAACGUGGCCCGCUGCUGGGCGUACGAAACGUCCGUGCUUCUGGAGGAACCCAUCGACAACAACAUCCCCUUCAACGACUACUACGAAUACUACGCACCGGACUUUGAGCUGCACCUCAAACCGGAUUCGAGCAUGGACAACGCCAACAAAAACCUCAACAGCAUCAGGACCGAGCUGUUGCAGCAACUCAAGGAUCUCCAGGGCGCUCCCUCCGUACAAAUGCAACAGGUUCCACCACCCUUUCGGACGACCUCCGCGGCCAAAAACAACGGCGACGACAACGACGGGGAAAAGGGAUCGAGGAAACGMAUCAARAAGACACACGCUUCGGAGUUGUACGAUGGCGUCGAUUAGAAAAGAAAGGAAACGGGAUUGCACGCACUUUGCAAAAGAUGCGUGCUACAACAAAUUCUCUUUAUGGAA
This is a messenger RNA of Pseudo-nitzschia multistriata, 1651 nucleotides long. The record is from the annotation of a GenBank genome assembly. NCBI's taxonomy places the organism in Eukaryota, Bacillariophyta, Bacillariophyceae, Bacillariales, Bacillariaceae.